UUAAAUCUUUUGUACACCUGGUCUUGGUCAUGUUAUAGCCAUUAGGCAUUUAUUUGCAAGUUGGCUGGCUCGUUUUCAGGUCAACCCUGACCUGAUAUAUGCGUCAUACAGGACGUGUGCUUUAUUAGUAUAUAUACUGUAAUACCUUGAGAUACGAGCACGCUUCCAGACGCCGACGCUAGGUGGCAGCAGAGAAUCCCACGCCGCUUCACGUGUUCACUUCACGUGUUCGUCGACUUCCGUACGCAUCUCCCACGAGUCUUCCGUACUGUGUUUGUGUUAUCUACGUGAUUUUCUCCCUAUUCUGUGCAUUAUUCCCCAUAAUAGUGAUGAGUCCUAAGAAGGUGAGUGGUAAGAAUGGUAGUGAGAAGAAGAAACGCAUGAUGACCAUGGAAAUAAAGCAUGAAAUUGUGGAUAAAUACGAGCGUGGUGCCCGCGUGAGUGAUCUAGCACGCGUGUAUGGUCGCCCUACAUCCACCAUAUGUACCAUCCUAAAGCAGAAGGAUGUUAUCAAGAACCUAAAUCCUUCUAAGGGCGUGACGAUUAUAUCGAAGUUACGUUCUAAUAUAAAUGAUGAGAUGGAGAAGAUACUGUUGUUGUGGAUAAAGGAGAAGCAGAUGUCAGGAGAUACCAUCACCGAGACGACCAUCUGUGAGAAGGCCAGCUUAAUCUACGGUGAUCUGAAACAAAAGGAAGCAGCUGAGGAGGAGGAGACAUCAACUCCAGGGAAGUCAUUCAAAGCAAGUCGAGGAUGGUUUGAUAACUUUAAGAAGCGCACUGGCGUCCACUCGGUGGUGAGGAGGCGCUCAGACGUGAAAGCUGCGCAGGAGCACGUUGUUGCAUCUGAAGGUUUCGUCCCACAACAAGACUUCAAAAUGCCACGGAGGACAUUCAUCACGGCUGAGGAGAAACAGGAAGAAACCACUGCUGAAACGCGCCUGUGUCCCUUGUGUCAAAGACGUCAAAAGGACAGCGAGGCUCUUUCUUUCCACUUGACGAAAAGACACAGUGUGCAUCCAGCAUGUCUCAAUAACCUACUUAUUACUGCACCAUAUGUGAACCGUUCCAGUGAAGUCCAAGACUCCAAUAUACAAAACAUCAAUGACACAUCACAGAAAAAGUCCUCAGAAAGCACCAAAUCCAGUUUAAUGCCAGUUCAACAAGAUGGUUCUUCUCAGGACAGUGACACACAUGACGAAUCAGGAGAAGGUAUCAGAGGAAGCAUCUAUGGUGACUCAGAGGAUUCAGUCAAAGAAGAAAAAUACAAUGCUAAAAACAAUGCUAACCACCUUUUCAAGUGUCAUGCAUGUAUGGAAUUCUUUACUCAUAAAUCAGCAUUGAGUCUACAUUAUAAUUCAGCCACACAUAUCCAGAAGAUAAAAACGGGAGCAUUGAAUGACAGGGAUUCCUCAACUCCUCUUCUGGCUUACCCAUACACCUCGACCAAACCGUACCAGUGUGACGUGUGCCACGUCUCUUACUUUUAUGCCUUCGGCCUAGAGAGCCAUCUGAAGUCUGUAUUGCACCAAAGUCGUACCAGGAAGGCUGGAAAUACUGCAGCUAAUUCCAAAACAAAUACAGAAACCGGAAUCAUGGUGGCAAACGUAGCAGACACAACAGUGGCUAAUCCCAGACAGUUAGCUAGUGCGAAGACCUGCAAUUAUGUGACACAAGGACAGAAGGUUCAGCUUCAGCCUGCUUCCUCGUUGCUUCCAGCUCCAGUGGUGUCAGCUCAGGCGGUACCUACUGUUCUUCCUCUCUUAACAUUAGCUCCAAACUCUGUUCCACACACCAUUGUACCUUCUGUCUUUCCUCCACCAAGGACUUCAUCUACUCAGCUAAUACCCCAAACUCAAAUGCUAAUGCCAAUGAUUGUGAAUGGGCUCCAAGCCCAAAGUGCGACACGAGACAGCUCUCAACAUAUGGUACAGCAAGCUGUGCCGGUCCUUGGUAUCUGUUCAGCACAGCAGGUUCAAGAACUCAGCACAAGUGAUUCCCAAAGUCAGUCAGCAGAUACUGGGGUUUCCAGUGCAUCUCGUAUACCUUUAGAAACGAAUAUGAGUGUUAAUGGGGAAGAAGUGAAAGUAAAAUUUGAAAUCAAAGAAGAGCCUUGUGAUCAAGUGGUAUCACAGAUGACUCCUUGCACAGAACAUUCUAUCUGUCAGGUAGGUUUAAAACAAGAGCAUAAUAGCAUAUGGGAUCGAAUUGUGGAUAAUUUAGAGUGUGGUGACAACCAGCCGGGCAAAGCCAAAGGAGUGAAAGUUGGGAUAAAUUUAAAAAGACAUCGUUUCGAUGCAAAUCAAAUCUCAACAACCGAGGACCUUCAGAGUUCACAUGUUACCAAAUCCAACUCCUCAAAUGCAAAUCUUGCCUCAAAGCCUUCAAGUACAAAGCCUUGUUCAAGCUCGGGCUCGGAAACUCCAGCGCUAACCGAGUUUCAGUCGCAGGUCCUGUGGGCUUUUUCUGAGUCACGAAAUGAGGCUGAUUUUCAAAUUCCACCAAGAGAAGACUGUGAGGCUCUCGGCAGGGAAGUAGGACUAACUGCGGACGAGGUACGAAAAUGGCUAACGGACAUGCAUCGCACCAAACACGGACAUCGCGCAGAUGUACAGACUCACUAUGACAUACAGGGAAGCACUGAAGAUGAUGAAGGCACUCUAACGAUUGAUGAAAGUGGGGGGACGGUUCUCCGAUCCAACACGGACUUCCUUUCGGAAACAGAGGAUGCAGAUGAUGAACAGACCACAGUAGAUAAAAAGAGAAAGAGGGGCAUGGAUUAGUAGGAAUCAGAUGAGGAACCAGGUGGGGCAGUAUGUCACAUUCUACCUUCGCUUACAACAAACUGAUCCUGCAGUGUACUCUUAAGGUUAUUCAAUCCCUCGUGGAUCCUUGGAGCAAAUUUGGUGGCCUUUAUAACUCCACCACUUACUUAACCUCAGGGUCUAAAGUAAUUUUCAAUGUAGUUCUAUAUAUUGACGGUUUCUGUAAGUUCAUAUCAUUUGUUACUCAAUUGGUUCUGUUCUGUAUUGGGAGUUACUCGAUGAAUGCACACUACAGUUGUUUUACUACUUCUUCCCAUAUUACCAUCUCUUCAGCUCAUUUUUGUUUCAUUAUGAUUAAUAUGUACAGUAUAUAUGUUAUUAAUUGUUAUGAACAAUUAGAAUUGUUUACUAUAAAAUGUUAACAUAAUGAUAUUUAUGUUGUAAAGAUUAAAUUUGCUAUUUGUACUACA
Tachysurus fulvidraco (yellow catfish) is the source of this 3232-nucleotide messenger RNA. Its product is annotated as zinc finger homeobox protein 4-like. NCBI's taxonomy places the organism in Eukaryota, Metazoa, Chordata, Actinopteri, Siluriformes, Bagridae. The record is from RefSeq and is a predicted model, not a curated record. The coding region runs from base 330 to 2780 and encodes 816 amino acids. Gene Ontology annotation, molecular function: RNA polymerase II cis-regulatory region sequence-specific DNA binding; DNA-binding transcription factor activity, RNA polymerase II-specific. The transcript is spliced from 4 exons. Gene Ontology annotation, biological process: regulation of neuron differentiation; brain development; regulation of transcription by RNA polymerase II. Gene Ontology annotation, cellular component: nucleus.